UUUGAAUAAUUAUUUUGCGAAUAUAAUUAUCUGUACUUAUGCUCCUUUUCUUUUUUGAACAUAGAGCUUCUUCUGUAAACUGAAUGACCAUAUGCUUCUCGUACAAAAAGUGGCAGCUUCAAUAUUACAAAGCAGGGAGAAAUACUGGAAGGAUAUGGUAGAGAAGAUCAAAUCAUUAGAAGAAGAAGCUAUUCAACAAGGAACCCAUUUGGAAAAAGUUUUACAGGACUGGAUGGCAUUUGAUGAGAACUACGUUUCAUUCUGCCAAAAGCUGGAAGCACUUUCACCCACAAUGCCUUUUGUGGCUUUAGUGGAAGAGACAGAAGAAAGAAUAAUGGAAAGGACUCAUCUCCUCCAGGAAAUCCAAAAGAACAUUGAAGGGGAACAGGCUAGAUAUUAUCAAAUAGUGAAAGAAGGGAAAAAUUUGACAGAACUUCUGAGAUGCCCAGAAUUGCAAUCCAAGAUUGAGAAGCUGGAACAUCAGUGGGCAUCUUUUUCCCAAAGAGUUGGCCAUGAACUACAAAGACUUGAGACAUUGCACAAACUCUUGUCCAGUUACAACAAAGAUACAAAGGAGCUCAAUGUCUGGUUGGAAUCUGCACAGCAAAAUAUGAACUAUUGGAAGGAGCAGUCUCUCAAUGCAUCUCAAGACCAGAAUACUGUCAGGAACCAUAUUCAGAGUUUGCUUGAAUUCUCUAAAGAAGUUGAUAAUAAAUCUUCCUUGAAAUCUUCUGUCAUAAGUACCGGAAACCAACUGUUGCUUACUAAGGAAUCUGAUGAUGCAAAAUUGCGCUCAGCUUUGGCAGAAUAUGAGCAGAGAUGGACCAACCUUGUUGUUCAAUUACCAGGCAUCCAAGAGAAGUUUCACCAGCUCCAGAUGGCAAAAUUGUCAUCUUAUGAAGCCAUCGCAGAACUGAAUGCCUGGAUGAAUUGCAUUGAUCAGCAAAGAAGAGAUGAGGUUGUAAUUAAUUUGCAAAGUUCUGCCAGCUUGAAAGGCCUUCUUAGGAGGUACAAG
This is a messenger RNA of Pseudonaja textilis, 1015 nucleotides long. NCBI's taxonomy places the organism in Eukaryota, Metazoa, Chordata, Lepidosauria, Squamata, Elapidae. The record is from RefSeq and is a predicted model, not a curated record.